Molecule: messenger RNA, 1670 nt
Organism: Ipomoea nil (Japanese morning glory)
Lineage: Eukaryota; Viridiplantae; Streptophyta; Magnoliopsida; Solanales; Convolvulaceae
Product: beta-amyrin 28-oxidase-like
Exons: 3
Coding region: 66-1502 (478 amino acids)
Biological process (GO): sterol metabolic process
Molecular function (GO): oxidoreductase activity, acting on paired donors, with incorporation or reduction of molecular oxygen; iron ion binding; monooxygenase activity
Source: RefSeq, a predicted model, not a curated record
AUCCAUUUCCAUUACCAUAACACUCAUCUAAUAUACCAAAAGAAUUGAAAAACGUUACGUGCAAUAUGGAAGCGUUGUAUGUCUCUCUUCUUUGCUUGUUUGUUCUAUUAGUCUCCGUCUCCCUUCACUUACUCUUUUACAAGAGCAAGUCCGGCGGUCCCCUGCCGCCGGGAAAGACCGGAUGGCCGUUCGUCGGAGAGAGCUUGGCGUUUCUCUCCACCGGGUGGAAAGGGCAGCCGGAAAAGUUCAUUUUUGAUCGGAUGGCGAAGUACUCGUCGGCCGUGUUUCGAACACACCUCCUGGGAGAAAAGGCGGCCGUCUUCUGCGGGGCCGCCGGCAACAAGUUCCUGUUCUCGAACGAGAACAAGCUGGUGGAGGCGUGGUGGCCGGAGUCGGUGAACAAGAUUUUCCCGUCGUCGACGCAAACGUCAUCCAAGGAGGAAGCAGUCAGGAUGAGGAAGAUGCUGCCGAAUUUUCUCAAGCCGGAGGCCCUGCAACGCUACGUCGGAAUCAUGGACCACAUCGCCGGGCGGCACUUCGCCGACGGGUGGGAAAAUCGGGACGAGGUGGAAGUUUUCCCUCUCACGAAACGCUACACCUUCUGGCUAGCCUGCCGGCUCUUCAUAAGCGUGGAGGACCCGGCUCACGUCGCCCGGUUCGCCGAGCCUUUCAACGCCAUCGCCUCGGGGCUCAUCUCCAUCCCCAUAGAUCUCCCCGGAACGCCGUUCCGGCGAGCCAUAAAAGCCUCGAACUUCAUACGAAAGGAGCUGGUGGUAAUCAUCAAGCAGAGAAAAAUAGAUUUGGCGGAGGGGAAGGCGUCGCCCACUCAAGAUAUUCUGUCGCACAUGCUCCUCACCGCCGACGAAAACGGGAAGUUCAUGCCUGAGUUGGAAAUCGCCGACAAGAUUUUGGGUCUUCUCAUCGGCGGCCACGACACUGCCAGCUCUGCAUGCGCCUUCGUCGUCAAGUAUUUGGCUGAGCUUCCUGAAAUAUAUGAAGGUGUCUACAAGGAACAAAUGGAGAUUGCGGAGUCAAAAGGCGCGGGAGAAAUGUUGAGAUGGGAAGACAUUCAGAAAAUGAAAUAUUCAUGGAACGUGGCAUGUGAAGUUUUGAGACUGGCACCACCCCUGCAGGGUGCAUUCAGGGAAGCCAUUGCUGAUUUCACAUUCAAUGGUUUCUACAUUCCCAAAGGAUGGAAGUUAUAUUGGAGUGCAAACUCGACACACAGAGAUCCGAAAGUAUUCUCAGAGCCAGAAAAAUUCAACCCAGGACGAUUUGAAGGCAAUGGGCCAGCACCUUACACAUUUGUACCGUUCGGAGGCGGGCCGAGGAUGUGCCCCGGCAAAGAGUAUGCACGGCUAGAAAUACUGGUGUUCAUGCACCACCUGGUGAAGAGGUUCAGGUGGGAGAAAAUGAUCCCAGAUGAGAAGAUUAUUGUUGAUCCAAUGCCUAUCCCGGCUAAGGGCCUCCCUGUUCGCCUCUUUCCUCAUCAAAAACCCUAAUCAAACGAAUAUUUCAACCAUCCCCAAUCUGUCCGCCCUCUUAUAUAUAAUUAUACAUGCAUGUUUGAAUUCUGUAAAAUGAGAAUUAAUAUGUAAUUAAAGUGCAUUAGUUACACAUCGGGCUUAGCUCCCACUAUCAUAUCAUGUCAUAUGUACGCAGAGUGUUUU